Brassicogethes aeneus is the source of this 2033-nucleotide messenger RNA. The record is from the annotation of a GenBank genome assembly. Lineage: Eukaryota; Metazoa; Arthropoda; Insecta; Coleoptera; Nitidulidae.
CUUAUGUUCUGUGUAUAACCUUAAAAUAAACAAAAUAUUUUUAAAAUUUCCUUUAUAGAAAAUCUCUUUAAAAGUAUGUUAUUGUUAAUGUUAAAAAAUGGGGAAACAAGAUAUAAAGCGUUUAUUUAACAAGACGUACAGAUUUAGCAAGAAUGAAGAUUGGGUUAUACCAAAAGUUGUAUUUUCAUGUUCGAAAUGGACUAUACCUUCCCUACAAUUAAGCAAAGAAGAACUAAAUGAGACUAAAGGACUAUUAAAUGGGGUCAAUUUGGAAGCCUGGUCAAACCAUACUAAAUCCAGGGACCCAUCCAGUUUUAUUAUACAGAGGUUGAAACAAAAUAUUAAUCCAGAACUUUUAACACAGGCUUGGUGUAAGUUUUAUGAAUGUAUAAGUACAUUUCCAGUAGUUCCCAUAAAUGCCAUAAAUCAAGGAAAUGUGAAUAGUCUUCACAUUUGUGAAGCUCCUGGAGCAUUUAUAUGUUCUUUGAAUCAAUAUUUAAAAUUAAAUUAUCCAGAUGUAGAGUUUAAUUGGAGAGCAAACACAUUAAAUCCAAAUUAUGAAGGCAAUUCUCUUUUGAACAUGAUUUCUGAUGAUAGACUUAUCAAAUUUACUCUGGAUAACUGGUUGUUUGGUGAAGAUGCAACAGGAGAUAUAAAAAUAUUUAAGAAUUAUAUUGAUAUAAUUACCAAAGUUAAUGAAUUGGGCAAAAGAUCUCUGGUAACUGCUGAUGGUAGUGUGGACUGUAUGCAUGAUCCUGGUAAUCAGGAAAAGCAUGUUUCCCAUUUACAUUAUUGUGAAACAAUUACAGCAUUGUCUGUUUUGGAAACAGGUGGCAGCUUCAUAUUAAAAAUAUUCACAAUGUUUGAAGAUUCAACAAUAAACCUCUUAUAUUUAUUGAACUGCAUAUUUGAAGAUGUGGCCAUACACAAACCAUGUUCAUCAAAGAGUGGUAAUUCUGAAGUCUAUGUGAUUUGUACACUUUUUAAAGGCUUGGACACCAUUGAAAACAUAUGGCAAAACUUACUAUUUCCCUAUAAAUCUGGAACCUUUGGAGAAUUAUCCAUGUUUAACUUGCAAGAUAUACCUUCAUCUUUUUUAAUUCAAAUUCAUGAAUGUUCAGAGUAUUACAAGAGAUUGCAAAUGAAAACAAUCACAGACAAUAUUUUUUAUUUUAAUACCAAGUGCCCAAUGGCGCACAAAAGGCAUUAUUUGAAGGUGACUGUUGCACAAACUUACUUAAAUAAGUUUAAGUUAAAUAAAAUGUCAAAUGAUUUAAAAAUUGUUCCGCAUGCAAAUGCGUUGAAAAGUUGGCGUAAUUUUAACGAUUAUUAUGCGUAUGAAAAAGGUUUUGAAAAACUUGACAUUAAAGAUUUAAUUCAAUAUGAUUUUGAUGAAAUAGAAAUCAUAACAGGGAAACCUAUUUUAGCUGUAAAAAAUUCAAAAUUUGCUUGUAAAACAACAAUUGAUAGUUUCACAAAGUGGAAUUUUAAAAGUAAAAAAGAAAACACCUUAUAUUUUUUUUGUUUAGAAAGUUUACGUAAGACAUACACAAUUUUUGACAUUAACGAUUUUAAUAUUUAUGACCAAAACAAAUUUCAAAAGGAUUUUAGCAGUAAGCUUCAAGUAUGUGAUAAUACCAAAGAAAUAAUGUUUAUUAAUUUUCCAUUUUUUACCCAUUACUUAGUGGGUAUUUUGUAUUAUUUGAUUAAGGCUUUUAAAUGUUUGUAUUUUAAUAAAAACGGCAUUUUAAUUUUAAAACAUGUUGACUUUGAAAAAUUGCUUUCAAUAAAGGAAUCUUUAAAGAAAAUAAACGACGUAAAAAUUAGAGACGGUACAGAUAUAAUUCAUAUUAUACCUCCAAACGUUUUUGAUCAAAAUCCAAACUAUUUUGAGUUUAUUUGGUGUUUCAACAACCAUAUUAGGUUUUUAUAAUUAUAAGUUAUUAACCAAGUGCUUUUAUAAUAUUUUUUAAAUAGGUAUUGUAUUGUGUAAUAAAACUAGUAAAAUAAUAAUAUACAUGUAUGUAUUAAAU